GUUAAUAAAUGUGUUAAAAAAUAAUGUCGCUAGCUAACUUACUAUCGAAAUUAAAAAUAACAACAAAAUUAUUAAAAACUACACAAAAUGAUUUAUCAAUAUUGAAUAGAAAUAUUUACAAACAUGUAGAAAAACCUAAACCAGGUAUAAAAGGUAAAAGCUAUCGACGAAUUGUUCAUUUCGAAGAUGAAUAUACAGUUAAACCAUUAAAUGUAACUAAUUUAGCUGGACGUGAUCCUGUAACAGGAAGAGUAGUGGCAAAAGGUAUUGGUGGUGGUAUUAAACAUAAAUAUCAUUGGAUACAAUGGAAACGAGAAGGACCUAAAGAAGGCCCACCACAAGAAGAAAAGGUUCUUCAAAUUUUAAAAGAUGGAUGCCGGACAGCUCACAUUGCAUUAGUCGGAGUUGGUGAUCAAUUAAAAUAUAUUUUAGCUACAGAAAAUAUGAAAGCUGGUGAUAUUAUUAAAACAUCAUGUGCAAUUCCCAGAAUACCAGUUCGAGCUAAUGAAGGCGAUGCACAUCCAUUAUGUGCUCUACCUGUUGGAACAAUAGUACAUUGUGUCGAAAAGUAUCCAGGUUUAGGUGGAUUUUUAGUGCAUGCAGCUGGAACUUUUGCAACAAUUACACGACGUGUUGGUGAUCGUGUUAUUAUUCAAUUACCAUCAAAACAAGAAUUAUCAUUAGAUGGUACAUGUAUGGCAACUGUUGGACGUAUUUCUAAUAUUGAACAUGGUAAAACACCAAUAGGUUCAGCACAACGUAAUCGAGAAUUAGGUAAUCGUCCACGUUCUGGUUUAUGGCAAAGAAAAACUGGUAAACAUGGUCGUAAAAUUCGACCAUUACCACCGGUUCGUGUAAUUACCACAGGUCCACCAAAACCAAUAGAACCUAUAAAAUUGUCCUUAAAUUUGUAAUUUUAAUAAUUAUUGUUAACUAGUUCAAGAUGAGAUAGUUUAAAAGACAGAAAUGUUUUGAAAAGGGUAUCUCUUUUCAAAAUAAUUUUCUGCUAU
Messenger RNA from Chrysoperla carnea, 1010 nucleotides. It is a transcript of the gene mRpL2, whose product is annotated as 39S ribosomal protein L2, mitochondrial. Gene Ontology annotation, cellular component: ribosome. Lineage: Eukaryota; Metazoa; Arthropoda; Insecta; Neuroptera; Chrysopidae. The transcript has 4 exons. Bases 24 to 914 code for a protein of 296 amino acids. Gene Ontology annotation, molecular function: structural constituent of ribosome; RNA binding. Gene Ontology annotation, biological process: cytoplasmic translation. The record is from RefSeq and is a predicted model, not a curated record.